AAAAGAGAAUAGUCUCUUAAAGAGAUGGAUAGUUCCAGUCAAGUCUCUAGGAGAUGUGAAUUAUACUGUCAAUAUCUUCAUUCUUGUUUCUCCGGCAAUGGUGCAACCGACAAGCGAAAGCUUGUGGAGAUCCUUACAACUAGGAACUUGCAAGAGCUCAGGUUUAUUCAUCAAACUUACAAUGAGCUCUACAACCAAGAUCUUCUUCACAUCCUCUACAAUGCUCAAAGAAACAACCCAUUUGCUAGGGUAGUGUAUCUUCAUAUGAGUGAGCCACAAGCUCGUGAUGCUGAGAUUGUGAGAACUGUACUUAUUGGAGGGAAUGUGGACAUGAACACUCUUAUUGAGAUGGUGUGUACUCGCCUGUCCUUAAUGCUUCAGUCUAUCAAGCAAGGAUUUCUCUCUCUAUACAAUUCAGAUAUGGAACAGGAUCUUUCCCAUAAUAUCAAGGGUGGCUUCAAAGAGAUUCUGUUGGCAGUAUUGAAGUCAAGUAGCCACUGUGGUGGCAAAGUUGAUAUGAGCAUGGCCAUGUGUGAUGCCAAGACACUGUAUGAAGCAAUGGAGAGUGGGAAAUCCCUUGAUCAGAAGACCAUGAUAUCCCUUAUAAGCCAAAGAAGCACUGAACAACUUAAGGCCAUAUUGGUCUCCUACAAACAACUCUAUGGCCAUGAGUUAUCCAAAUCGCUUAAGCGAAAUAAGUGUGGACCUUUUGGAAAGGAUCUUUCAGUUGUUAUCAGAUGCAUCCAAUAUCCUGAAAAAUACUUUGCAAAGCAAUUACGAAGAACGCUGCAGAAUGGUGAUUCCCAAGAGGUUCUUAUUCGAAUAGUCAUUACACGCUCUAGAAUCGACAUUAAGGAAAUUAACAAUGCUUUUGCUGCCAAAACAGGUUGGUCACUAGAGAGCCUCAUCUUAAGGGUUUUCAACCACAAUACCACUGAUAAGGCUACAGGCUUCAUUGCUGAAUUUCUUGUUGCACUUCUUACACAUAAUUGACAAAAUCUAUUAUUUAUGCAUG
This is a messenger RNA of Telopea speciosissima, 1015 nucleotides long. RefSeq names its product annexin D8-like. Gene Ontology annotation, molecular function: calcium ion binding; calcium-dependent phospholipid binding. Gene Ontology annotation, cellular component: cytoplasm. NCBI's taxonomy places the organism in Eukaryota, Viridiplantae, Streptophyta, Magnoliopsida, Proteales, Proteaceae. The record is from RefSeq and is a predicted model, not a curated record. Bases 25 to 993 code for a protein of 322 amino acids. The transcript has 4 exons.